GGCUCGGCAUUUGGCAUGCGCAGCUCACCGAGGAGGAAAAGAACAGCUUUCAGCGUUCAUCAGCGGCUGGGAAGGAACCGUAAACACUAGCUUCCAGGACUGCCUCCCUCUCAGCCACUGGGAUGGAAAUAUAAGGGUGACCUGAACCAGAUAUUGUUCUUCUGUGCAUGGAUACAAAACCAAUGCGAAGGGCCACCAGCGCACGUCAGGACGCCACUGGAAUGGACAUCACCAGCCGCUGUACUCUGGGGGACCCCAACAAGCUCCCUGAAGGGGUCCCCCAGCCAGCGCGCAUGCCUUACGUUUCAGACAAGCACCCACGGCAGACGCUGGAAGUGAUCAAUCUGCUGAGGAAACACCGGGAGCUGUGCGACGUGGUGCUGGUGGUGGGCGCCAAGAAGAUUUACGCUCACCGCGUGAUCCUCUCCGCCUGCAGCCCGUACUUUAGGGCGAUGUUUACGGGGGAGUUGGCAGAGAGCAGGCAGACAGAAGUGGUUAUCCGUGACAUUGAUGAGAGAGCCAUGGAGCUGCUCAUCGACUUUGCCUACACCUCACAGGUGACCGUGGAGGAGGGGAAUGUCCAGACGCUGCUUCCUGCCGCCUGCCUUCUCCAGCUGGCUGAGAUCCAGGAGGCCUGCUGUGAGUUCCUGAAGAGACAGCUGGAUCCAUCCAACUGUCUGGGCAUCAGGGCCUUCGCCGACACCCACUCCUGCCGCGAACUGCUGCGAAUCGCAGACAAGUUCACGCAGCAUAAUUUCCAGGAGGUCAUGGAGAGCGAGGAGUUCAUGCUGCUUCCUGCCAACCAGCUGAUCGACAUCAUCUCCAGUGACGAGCUGAAUGUGCGCAGUGAGGAGCAGGUGUUUAACGCUGUGAUGGCCUGGGUGAAGUACAGCAUCCAGGAGCGCAGGCCCCAGCUACCUCAGGUCUUGCAGCAUGUACGUCUGCCGUUACUGAGCCCUAAGUUUCUGGUGGGGACCGUGGGUUCAGAUCCUCUGAUCAAAAGUGAUGAAGAAUGCAGAGACCUGGUUGAUGAGGCCAAGAAUUACCUUCUGCUUCCACAAGAGAGGCCGCUGAUGCAGGGCCCCAGAACACGCCCUCGCAAACCUAUUCGAUGCGGAGAGGUUCUUUUUGCAGUUGGCGGCUGGUGCAGCGGAGACGCCAUUUCCAGCGUGGAGCGCUACGACCCACAGACUAACGAGUGGCGCAUGGUGGCGUCGAUGAGCAAACGGCGGUGCGGCGUCGGCGUCAGCGUCCUGGACGACUUGCUGUACGCGGUGGGCGGCCACGACGGCUCGUCCUAUCUCAACUCCGUGGAGAGGUUGCUGCAACAACGGUACGACCCUAAAACCAACCAGUGGAGCAGCGACGUGGCCCCCACCAGCACAUGCCGGACCAGCGUGGGUGUCGCUGUCCUUGGUGGAUUUCUGUAUGCUGUGGGAGGACAGGACGGAGUGUCUUGUCUCAACAUCGUUGAAAGGUAUGAUCCAAAGGAGAAUAAGUGGACUCGCGUGGCCUCCAUGAGCACCAGACGGCUUGGUGUAGCUGUCGCUGUGCUGGGAGGAUUCCUCUAUGCUGUUGGAGGGUCCGAUGGGACGUCUCCUUUAAACACAGUGGAGCGCUAUAACCCUCAAGAAAACCGCUGGCACACGGUGUCUCCCAUGGGCACCAGAAGAAAGCACCUCGGCUGCGCCGUCUACCAGGACAUGAUUUACUCCGUGGGAGGGCGGGACGACACCACGGAGCUGAGCAGCGCCGAGCGGUACAACCCCAGGACCAACCAGUGGUCUCCCGUUGUGGCCAUGACGUCCAGACGUAGCGGGGUGGGCUUGGCAGUAGUGAAUGGUCAGCUGAUGGCAGUAGGUGGCUUUGAUGGGACAACGUAUUUAAAAACUAUAGAGGUGUAUGACCCGGAUGCCAACACAUGGAGGUUGUACGGUGGAAUGAACUACCGCCGGCUAGGUGGAGGGGUGGGCGUCAUUAAAAUGACUCACUGUGAAUCUCACAUAUGGUAACGGCGCCUCCCAUCCCUCCCUCGUCUCGUACGCUUUCACAUCUCCUGACGUCUCGCCGGACAUGGAAACAUCUGUCGUGCCUCUAGAAGAGCCGGCUGCGCGGACAAGGAUGAGAGGACAGCGGGAGCAGGCACACAAGGACAGAAGAGAGGGACACGUUUUGAACUCCGGCUCAUCCCCCAAGCUUCACUCAGAGGUCAUUAAGUUUAUCCUGCCCGCAUCUCCUCUGACCAACCAUUGCUCAUCACAGGGAGCGGAGGGAGCAAAGUUUACAGAACAUCGUCAAGCUUCCAUGUCGGACCGAAGUGUACUUCGUUUUCAGCACCAAGGCCGACGGCCCGGGUCUGAAUCGGCGUCCGUGGCCGAUGGAGCAUGCCAUGACCAUCACUGCUACAGGAAGGACAUAACCUGGUCUUUGAGUUUCAGAGGAGCGACGACAUCUGGAGGAAUUGGUUCAGUGGAAGGAGUUUCAAAGAACCCAGGCCACUUAAACUGGUUGUCUUCUAAUUCUGUUUUUUUUUUUUUUAUCGGACUGCCAGCGGUUUUCAGGAGGCGACGAUGCUCAGCGUCAGCAGUGAAUCGCCGUUUUUGUUUUGGUCUCCGAUGGUUUUGAACCAUCCAUCUCAACGGUGGCUGUUAACACAUAAGGACUUUAUAUAAUCGGUGGUUCUCUGCCUGUACGGCUGGAUCUAAUAGGCUAGAUGGUGUAAAUGGGACUGUUACCUUGAACGUCUUUAGAGUUGAGUUAAAAGGGUGGCGUUAGUGGCGUCUAAUUAUCGGGUAAAAAGAAACCAAAAUCAAGUAGUUUAUUAAUUUUGUUGGUGCCUCCUCUGUUGAAUCCUAAAAGCAUAAUAACUGAGUCAAACGAACAUGUUCUGGGCCAACUUUAAGUCUGCGCCAGCUCCUCUGCUCCAGGUGUCGCAGGCCAUUUCCUGGAUGCGAAUGUUUGAAUUGAACUGCAUUAAUAAGGAGACAGCUUUACCAUCAAAGUCUAAAAUGGGUUCACCAUUCAAUGCUGGAGUUUUUUGUUGGGUUUUAAACCUCAAAAAAAGACCAAAACAAACUCUUCGACGUCUAAAAAAAAAAGGGCCUUUUUUUUCCUGUUGAAUAAUUUAUCUUUAGUGUAGGACUGAAUGAAAACUUUGUUCAUGAAGGAUUAUAUCACCUGGUUCAGCAUUAUGCCCCCAGGUUGCUUUUUUUUUUUUGAUUGUUUUCUUUUAGGGGAAAUUGUAGAGCUGAAGAAAUAAGUCUUUGAAAAUAUAUUUUUCUUUUUGAGUUUGGCAAUAAGAAAAAAAUAUAUAUAUGCAGCAUAAGACUUGCCGGGGGGAGGGGGAAACGAUUGUAGAGCAGAGAAUUCAGCUUAACAUGAAAGAUCUAGCCAGCCUGGGUAUGUCUUUUGUAAAGAGUUGGCGCCGUUGUUCAGCUUUCUUUUGGAUCUUCUGGGCGACAAACCUGCUGUGGGCACAGUUUUUGGAUUCGGGCUCACCAUCACCGUCUUGUCUCCGUUUAUCUCUGAUGUUUCCAACCCCAUGUUGUCUGGCAACCGUGUCAAAUUAUUGUUCGGUUUGUGCUCAAAACUCCUGCUCUAAACGCUGUUAAAAUGAGUUAAUAUAUAUAUUUUCUGUAAAAGUAAUGAAUGAUGUAGCACUAAGUCAGUGUUUUGAUAUUAGUUUACACAAUAAGACUUUAUGGCACAGGCCCUUGUUCUGCUCCUUGUUUUUUUUUUGUUGUUGCAGAAGUUGGAUAACAGUUUCGCCACCUACUGGAUGAAUGUUGAAUUACAACACUAAGUGAUAUAGUGGCCCCUGAUCACUGAUCUCAGCUGUAAGAAUCACAGCCAGCAGAGACGGUGAAAUUAGUUUGGAAACAUUUACUGCACUGUGACUGUAUUUCAGUUUUAAUCUUUUUUUUUUUUUUUAUUUAAACUUUCUUUAUAUGGGAAUUUCCAUGUCUACGAGGAACUAAAAUAAAAGUUUAAAUAGUUGAGACAUUUCAGACCUCGCAGCCUUGGUUCUUUGCAGAGCUGGAAACCCUGGCUGGGACUCGCGUUGCGUCACACGCUGUUCCUCCGCACUGCGCUCCGUUAAAGCAGCGCGCGGCUCAAACGGUCGCAGGCAGGUCUGUAAUUAUUUUAAACGCGGUUUUAUGUGCGAGGAAGGACCUAAUCUGAAUGUAUGUGUGCGACUAUUCAGCAGAUCGUUGACUUGUGUUGGGCUUGGCUGUCAAGCAGGUCAUCGCUAAAACAAAAACAGGCAUUUUUUUAUUUGCUGCUGAAUGCUCACUUGAGAACCUGAACGCUUCCUGCCGACAGUGAAGAUGAGCUCUGCAGCGUGCAAUACGUAUAUAUUUGUUGUGACAUAUUCCAUGCUGCCAGUGGCUUAACAAAAACACAAUGCUGUCUAAUUGUGGUUGCCUCACAAAAGAAACUAUUUGGUUAAAAACUUCAGAAAUGUUUCUGCUUUUGUCCUUGGCCGUUCUUUUAUUGUUCAAUUGCUUUUCUCUAUGAUAAAUAUUUACCACAGGCUAAUAAACUGCUCCAUUCUCACUGUC
Molecule: messenger RNA, 4562 nt
Organism: Fundulus heteroclitus (mummichog)
Lineage: Eukaryota; Metazoa; Chordata; Actinopteri; Cyprinodontiformes; Fundulidae
Gene: klhl20
Product: kelch-like family member 20
Exons: 14
Coding region: 168-2012 (614 amino acids)
Molecular function (GO): protein binding
Source: RefSeq, a predicted model, not a curated record